Messenger RNA from Ostertagia ostertagi, 1422 nucleotides. The record is from the annotation of a GenBank genome assembly. NCBI's taxonomy places the organism in Eukaryota, Metazoa, Nematoda, Chromadorea, Rhabditida, Trichostrongylidae.
AUGGCCGAAAACAUCACUCAGGGUAACACAUUUAUCCGUUCGGCUACAGCCCAAGGGCUUGCUGGUCUUUUUACUUGGGCAGCUCUUCUUAUUACCAGUCACCAGAUUUAUCAACAUCUACGCUGGUAUUCCUGUCCUACGGAGCAGAGAUGGAUCGUGCGUAUUCUGUUCAUCGUUCCAAUUUAUGCAUUUGAUUCGUGGCUGAGUCUCAUAUUCUUCUCCGACAACGUGUACAUUUACUUCAAUUCUAUUAGGGACUGUUACGAAGCAUUCGUAAUUUAUUCGUUUUUGUCACUGUGUUAUGAGUAUCUCGGUGGAGAAAGCAAUAUCAUGGCGGAAAUUCGUGGAAAGCCAAUAAAACCUAUAAGUUACUACACAUGCACGUGCUGUCUCGCUGGUAAACAAUACACAAUCGAAUUUCUGCGUUUUUGCAAACAGGCAAGAAUUUCAUUCCGUUUCCAUGCCACAUUACAAUUUUGUUUCAUCAAACCGAUUAUGGCGGUGCUAACAUUGUUUCUAGUUGGAAUGGGAAAAUAUGAAGACGGCAAUUGGAGUGCGGACCAAGGGUAUCUAUAUAUCACUCUUGUGUACAACGUUUCCAUAUCUCUUGCUUUAUACGGUCUAUUUCUUUUCUAUACUGCUACACGUGAACUUCUCAGUCCCUAUAGCCCAGUACUAAAGUUCCUUACAGUAAAAAGCGUGAUCUUUUUGUCGUUUUGGCAAGGAUUUCUUAUUGCAAUUCUUGGUGCUACGUCAGCUAUUGAUCCUGUAGUGGACGCUAAUGGUCACGAAGUCAUAGGAAGAGGGACUGUCGCAGCUGGAUAUCAGAAUUUCCUCAUUUGCAUCGAGAUGUUCUUUGCAGCCAUCGCCCUGAAGUUUGCGUUUGGUGUUUCUGCUUACUCGGAUGCCCACUCCGUUAGUCACUCGAACGAUGGACGCCCAGUAACAUUGCAGUCAAUCAGUUCAUCGCUGAAAGAAACGAUGAAUCCGAAGGACAUCAUGCAGGAUGCUAUUCACAACUUCCAUCCUCAGUAUCAACAAUACACACAGCAUUCGAAUCCGCAACGCUCGGUCAGUGGUAACCUGGAACCAGGGUCUGGCAAGCACCAACGAGAGGUCGGAGAACGAUUUGGCUCACAAGCGGACUACAUCCCACUCAGAAACUCAGCAGGCGACUCUGGAUCAAUGGCCCUUCCUGACUCUGUACCAGCAGCGGUCUGUCUACAAUCCGUUGCUUUGAACAGGAAUCAACUCGUCGACCACAAGCUUUCGCCCGCGGCACCGAGCACUAGCCGGGAUGAGCAACGUUUGGCGAGCAGCUCUAGCGGUACGAAUUAUUCAAGCAUGGCGUACACUGGUUUACAUGGGGUUUCCACACCUACAACACCGGUUGUUCCUACAGGCAAUCUUCUCGACGCAUAG